This is a messenger RNA of Diatraea saccharalis (sugarcane borer), 2493 nucleotides long. NCBI's taxonomy places the organism in Eukaryota, Metazoa, Arthropoda, Insecta, Lepidoptera, Crambidae. The record is from the annotation of a GenBank genome assembly.
GUUAACUAGUUAUAAAGAAAUUGUUUACGCAGUGCAACACAAUUUCAAUAAAUGAACAGUUCAUCCAAAUACUUCUAAAUUUUUAUAUAUGUUACAAUAAUAUGACAAUGCAACGUAAACAUUCUCAUAAUUACUUUUAUAGUUGCAAUAAUUACGAAAAUAUUUUGCCUUCUUUAUGACUACGCAUAAAAUAUUACAAAAUUGACAGUAAUAAGCUACGUUACCUAAUUUUAUCACUUAGUUAAUUUUGACUCUUGAACUACAUUCGUAAUGACAGCAAUAAUAAUUAAUAAAAUUAUAAACUUGGUUGAAAAUGGUGGAAUUAAAUGCAUCUUAAACUGUUAAGAGGCAUUUAAAAAUCAAUAAGUGAAACAAAGAAAUUGUUUUAUUAAUUGGCAUUAAUUUUGAUCAGUAAGGGCAAAUAUAUUUGUGAAAACAAGAGUCCAGCGUUGCUAUCAAUGUAGGUUGUUGUUUAGCGGGGUGGCACGGUUGGCCCGCGUGGCGAUGGCGCGAUGACGUGUGCGCGCGCGCCGCCAUUUUAUAUAGGACGAACGCGAGCGUAGACCAUCAGUCGCCCGGUCGAUCGUGCGAGCGAUACUCCUCCGCGACACACUUAACGCCACUCAGGCCCUAUACUCAGUCACGUUAGAACCAUCGUCGUCGCCGGUGCCGUACCGUACCUGUGACUCUGAAAAUCUAGUGCAUCACAUACAAUAUGAUCGACGUAGUGCAACAACAACCCAGAGAUGGCUGCCUUUACGAGAUCAGACAAAAGGGACAAAGAGAUCCCUGUUACGUGGUCGUGCCUAGUACAAACGAUCUGGUUAAGAGCCACCUGAUGUUCGCGGUGCGCGAGGAAGUGGAAGUAUUGAAAGAGCGCAUCGCCGAACUAAUGGAGAGGAUAAACCAGUUGGAGGUGGAAAACACGUACCUACGCGCGCACGCGAGCCAGGACACCCUCGCGCAGCUGCCCGCGGCCGGCGCGAAGCCGCCGCCGCAGCCGCAGGGGCCGCAGCCGCCGGUGUCGUAGAACUCAUGUUCGGUCAUCGCUGAACACAUAACGCUGGCCUCAGGGCCCGCCCUCGGCGCGCGACCACGCAGACCAGGGAGUCAGAUAAGGCUGUGCUAUGUUAAUCCGUAGGCUAACAGACGAGCGUGAGUAGACACCGGUCGAGCGCCGAGGGAGGCGCGCGCGCACACACGCGACGCCACCGAUUACGCUUCUAAAGUGUACUCCUUCCUUCAGUUAUAUAAUUAGGGUGCAAAACUUCGUGCUACCUGCCACGCUUUUGCUACGCAUCUCGGCAACGACUCUUAGCGUUUCCAUAUGCCUCGUCGAUAUAAUUUUUAUUCGGUUUUAACUUAGGUAUCGCUAUCCAAUAUAUUCCAUUUUAAGGUAACUCGUAAGACGUGUGGUUAUAAUUAACUUUACUGAAUAGUUAAUAUUUCUACGUAUUGAACAAUGACUGUGUGUUAAUUUAUUUUCUAUAAUUUUUAUAUACAUAUCUAAUUUAAGUUAUUUAUCAAGUUUUUUUACUGCUGUGUUACAUUAAAUCUUUAGUGUUGUUCCCGUCAGCCUGAGAUUAAUGUAAUGAUCUGUCGUUGCUAUAACUCUGAAAGUGUUGUGUGCAGUUUUCGUUUAGUUUUAAACAUUUAAAUAUUAUAUAUGUUACGGUUAACUUUAAAUGUUUGAAUGUAUGUUAUCUACAGGUAAAGUUUACGUUACAUUAUAUACAAGUCGUUUAUAGAUUUAGAAUCGUUGCGAGAAUGUGAUGACCUCGGGCGAUGCUGGCUUUAGGAAAUUUUGCACGUCGAAACCGUAUAAAAAAAAACACUAUUUUUAUUCCAAUCCUAUAUCAAUACUAGAGAUAAUAGCGAUUUAACAAUGUAUUUUUUUAAUAAAUAAAAUUGUUUGUAUAUAGUACAUGUCGUAAUAGAAUUGUGAGUCGCAAUGAUGUACAUAAUGAAAGAAUGUUUUGGAAGGCAACCUAUUCCUUAGUCCACCCUUCACCUGGAGGAUCUAAUCCUCCCGCGUGGGGGGCAUAUUAUCUAAAGUAUGUAAGUUAAAUAUUUGCUGUAUUUAAAACUAGCUCCAGUGUUUUAUUAUCAAUUUUACCGAACAAAGUAGCUGGUGAUUGAUGUAUAGGAAUGGAACUGAUGUAUGUGGUUUGAGAGAGAGAUAUAUAGACAUCUCACGAGUUGUAAGGAGAUCGGCCCAGCGACUCGGGUGUGACCAGGUAUAUUAUACUUGUAGAGUAGUGUUUGUACAACGCUAAUCUGUAUUAGAUGAUUAUUUAGAUCUUCGUAAUUAUUGUGAAUAUACAGUACAUUACUAACUACGUGCAUUACCCUAGAUCUAAUAUGAAUUAUGAUUAUUAUUGAUAUGAUAGAUACUGAAAUUGUAAAUAUGUAUACUGUAAACAGAAAAUGUCCAUUGUAGCUUAUGUUGACCAGAAUGGUUCCUCGUACCCAAUAAAUGCAAAAACUACUCGA